This is a messenger RNA of Paramecium primaurelia, 542 nucleotides long. Lineage: Eukaryota; Ciliophora; Oligohymenophorea; Peniculida; Parameciidae. The record is from the annotation of a GenBank genome assembly.
UUUUAUAUUAUGCAAGUUAAUUCAAAUGAAGAGUUUUAUCUCAGAUAUUAGUAUAAUUUAAUAUUUACUUUAGUGUGGGACAUAAGGGUGUUUAUGGACAUGAAUUUCUUGAAUUUGAAUUUAGAAAUGAUGGUCGAUUGAGAUAUGCAAACAACUCAAAUUAUAAAUAAGAUGUUUUAAUUAGAAAGGAAUGUUAUGUUUCAGAAGCAGUAAUAGUAGAGAUUAAACGUAUCAUUGAAGAUUCAGAAAUUAUAAAGUAUGAUAAUGCAAUAAAAAUUUCAGAGAAAAUGAUUCUAAAUGGCCUGCACCUGAUAAAAUAGGGAGAUAAGAAUUAGAAAUUAAAUUAGGAAACAAUCAUAUUUCAUUUACUACAUCUAAAUUAGGAUCAAUAUAAGAUGUACAAAAUAGCUAAGAUCCUGAUGGGUUGAGAGUGUUUUUCUACUUGGUAUAAGAUUUAAAAUGCUUUGUAUUUUCUUUAAUCAGCCUCCAUUUUAGAGUAUUAUUCUAGCUUAAUAUUAUUAGAUAAAGCCAGUCAAUUGAGC